GCAAAACCUAGAUAUAAUUGCCAAGCCCGAGGCGAAAUGGAGUCUAACCGAAAGCGCAGAGGUUUCAUCAAAGCAAAGAUGAUUAUGUCUUUGUAUCAAACCAAGAAGAAGACUCCGCCCCCAGAACAAGUUUAUUCUCAGCAGAUGCAUCAAAUUAAGCAGAAGGCUCCGCCCUUGGCUGCCCCCGUGGGUUUCGUAGUCAACCAAGAACAAAUAUUUCCCCAGCAGAUUCAUCAAACAAAACAGGAUGCAGGCUUCAUCAUGAACCAAGAGCAAGUUUUUCCUCAACAGACGCAGAAAGUUUCGAUUGUUGUGCAUGAAAAAGGUCGGGAUUCGCAUGGAAAGUUGGAUAAUUUUUAUUGCAUGGCUGGAGAUGAAUGCAUUGAUGCAAAGGCUGCAAGCUAUAUUUCAAGUGUUCAAGAGAGAUUUAGGGUUGAACAUGUCAAUUCUGAACGUGAAAUGUUUGAAGACAUAUAUACCAGUAAAAACAUUUAGAAAUAGUAUUAAUCUUUGCUGCAUUUAUAUCAUUAUUGCUAGCUGAAUGAAAUUAUCAUGUUGUGAUGAAUGAGAUGUUGGUAAAUAGUGUAGAUAUUUGCUGUUUGUAAUA
This is a messenger RNA of Olea europaea var. sylvestris, 607 nucleotides long. RefSeq lists its product as uncharacterized. The coding region runs from base 37 to 495 and encodes 152 amino acids. The record is from RefSeq and is a predicted model, not a curated record. The transcript has a single exon. NCBI's taxonomy places the organism in Eukaryota, Viridiplantae, Streptophyta, Magnoliopsida, Lamiales, Oleaceae.